Molecule: messenger RNA, 5674 nt
Organism: Effrenium voratum
Lineage: Eukaryota; Dinophyceae; Suessiales; Symbiodiniaceae
Source: the annotation of a GenBank genome assembly
AUGGUAAGGGUGGCCAGCGCCUUGGGGCCGCUGGCGGCGCGCCUGGCGCUGCGGCGCCUGCUGCGCGCCUGGCGCGGAGGCCCGCCUCCGCGCCGGCGCGGCGUCCGGGCGCUGCGGGCCAACCGGCGGAAGCCGCCGCAGGAUCUGCUGCGGCGGCUUCACACUGAGGGCCUGCGCCCGAGCCCUGCGCCCUGGGGGGCGGACAGCUUCCUCUGCCAGGAGGAGUCUGAGAAGCUCAGCGGCUGGCGGGAGCACCACAGCGGGGAGAUCUACCUGCAGGAGCUGAGCUCGAUGCUGCCGGUGGAGGUGCUGAAACUCUGCGGCCUCGAGCCCAGCUCCCGGUGCCUGGACCUCUGUGCCGCCCCCGGCUCCAAGGCCACGCAGUUGGCGCUGAACCUGGAAGGCGACGGGCUCCUGGUGGCUAACGAGGUGGAUCCGCAGCGGGCGCAAGUCCUCCGCUGCAACCUGGUCAAGUCAGGUGCCUCGGAUCGCUGCCUCAUCCUGCAGGAGGACGGGCGGCGGCUGGGGGCGCUGGCGCCGAGUUGCUUCGACGCGGUGCUGCUGGACGCGCCCUGCAGCGCCGAGGGCAACUUGACAAGGCACAAGGAGGUGCUGCAGCGCAUGCAGGGCGCGGGCUACGGGGCGCUGAAGGCGAGGAACGCGGAGCUGCAGUGGGGCCUUCUGCGGAGCGGCUGGCGCCUGCUGCGCGGGGGAGGUGUCUUGGUCUACUCCACCUGCACACUGAACUCCGAGGAGAACGAGGCGGUCUUGGCGCGGCUGCUGGCCGAGGAGCGCGUUGAGCUGAUCGACGUGGGCGCCAGGCUGGGCAUAGAGACGGCCGCGCCGUACCUGCGGCUCUGGCCACAGCUGCUGGGCUCCAACGAGGGCUUCUUCGUGGCGUGCUUGCGGAAAGGCCCCGAGCACGCGGCCCCUGUCGCCGAGAGCUCCGAGAGCGGCCCCUGGCGGCCACUGGCGCCGGAGGUGGUCCGAGGCCUGCGGAGCCGGGCGAAAUUGGAGUAUGGAUAUUGGCCCGAUCUGACGGACGAGGAGUGUGCCGAGCGGGUGGUCCAAGACAUGUCAGGGGACAUCUACCUGGCGCCUUCGCCUCGGGCGCUGGAGGGCCUCGAGCGUUUGCUUCCGUUGGCCGCGCCGGGCCUCCGCCUGGGCCCCGAGCUGCGCCUCGCCGCCUCCGGCGCGGGCGGCUCCGACCCGCUGGCGCUGAGCGCGCAGCUGGGCGGGGGCCUGGGGCCCAUCUGCGAGCAGAUGGACCGCGCGGCCAAAGCAGGCGACUGGCGAAAGGCCACGGUGAUGUUUUCGGACAUCCAGCGCCAGCGCUUGCAAGCAGACCUCAUCGCCUACAAUACUUUAGUCAAGGUGCAGAAGUCCGUUCCGAAGAUUUGGGCGGUGCUGCGGGAGAUGCGGAAGAGCUUGGUGCAGGCGGAUGGCGCGACGUUUGGAGCGGCCAUGCAGGCGAUGGCUCGAGCUGGGGACCUUCUCAGUCGCUUUGGGGGCCAGAGAGUUGCCGCGGCCGGCGCGGGUGACCUGGAUGCCUCGGAGCAGCUCUUUCAAGAGAUGGGCUCUGUGCGGCUCCAGCCAGACAUCAUCAUCCACACCAUGCGGAUAGGCGCCUGCUGCGCCGCGGGCCGCCGCGGCGAGGCGGAGGCGGCGCUGGCGGAGCUGCGGGCGGCGCGGCUGCGCCCCGACGCGGCCAGCUGCACGGCGCUGCUGGACCUCUACGCGCGGCAGGGGGACGUCCCGGCGGCAGAGCGGCUGGUGCUGGAGAUGGACGCGGCCAACGUCGUGAGCUACACGGUGCUCCUGAAGGCGUACCUGGCGAAGGACCGCCUGGAGGACGCCGAGCGCCUGCUGGACACCAUGAAAGCCGCGGAGCAGCUGCCGAACCUCAUCUCCUACACGCCGCUCCUGAGCGCCUUCGCUAAGAGAGGUCGGGUGCAGGAGGCUCAGGGCCUGGUGAGGCGCAUGGAGCGAGAGCACCUGGCCAUGGACAUGGUGUCCUACGGCGCGCUGCUGCUGGCGCACGCCCGCGCCAGGGACGCGGAGGGGGCGCUGCAGGUGCUGCGGCGCAUGGCCGCGGAGCGCCUGGCGCCCAACGCCGUGUGCUGCCAGACGGCGCAAGCCGCAGGGGGGGCGAAGAGGGAGUGGCUGCUUUCGGAGAUGCGCCGGCAGAGGCUGGAGCCCACUUCCGCCGAGCCAGGCCGGAGCCAGCCGAAGGCUCCAGCUGGCCGAGGUUCCAACAUUUUCACCUCCGCCUACUUGCAGAGGAUUCGCAACAUCGAGCGCAGACUCGAGUCGCUGCCUUCCUUCCGGCGCUUCUGCUUGGCGGGGGACGGCGGGUGCGCGCGCCCCGUGUCGGUGAUCAAUUACUUCUUUGCCAGCCAGGGACCAGGCACCAUCAUCCCGGAUGGUCGAGGAGACAAGCUCCUUCCCAUUCCGGCGAUCCUGGCCAACCUUGGCACUAGCAACUCAUUCUUCGUGGAUAGGUACUUUGGGGUGUCCGCAGGGCAGCUCCAAGCAGCCUUGGAGGGCAAUGUCACCCGCAGCGUCUUCCGCUUUGGCGUGCCCCUAAGGGGAUUUUCGGACACCCAGGCCCCGGGGCAGACGGAGCAGUUUGCCCAGUUUGUCAGAGACGAGCUGCGCCCUGCCUUGGUGUCGGCCUCCUCUGAGGAGCUUCGCGUGUAUUUCUAUGGCGACCAAAUCACCCAGAUAGAGGUCGAGGCAUUGGUGUGGCAUGACGCCGCCUACGCCAUUGGGUCGCUGCUCUUUAUUUUCUUCUACCUUUGGGGUUACCUGAGGUCGUUGAGACUCACCGCCAUGGCCUUGUUCUGCAUCGGCUUGUGCUUUCCCAUCUCGUACGCGUGCUACUGCCUGGUCUACGGCCACGGCAAGAUGAUCGCCAUCAACUUCCUGUCAUUCUUCGUGGUGCUGGGCGUCGGAGCGGACGACGUCUUCGUGCUGCAUGACGUGUGGGCUCUUUCUCGCGUGCACGGCACCGGCGACAUGGCGCUGGCACGGCGCAUGUGGUCCAUGUACUGCAAGGCCGGCAUGGCCAUCUUCGCCACCUCUGCCACGACGGCAGCGUCCUUCUUUGCCAACUUGGCCAGCUCCAUCGGGCCGCUGCGGCAGUUCGGCUUCUUCAUGGGCACCUGCAUCACUGUGAACUGGAUCAUCGUCGCCUCCUUGUACCCACUGGUCCUCGUGAACCACGAGCGAUCCAGAUGCCGAGGAGGGCCUCUUCUCAGGGAUCAGUCCUUACAGAUGGAGGAGCAGCUGGUGGAGAAUCGAGAGCUGCAGAUGGAAGAGGAGAAGCCUCUGGAUGCGAGAGGCGGCAUCUCCAGCCAGGGCCCAUGCCGACGCCAGGCCUCGGCUCUGGUGACUCUCUCCGGCGUGGCGGUCAGCGUCUUCGCCCUCCGCGGCUCAGUCCAGAACAUCCGGCCCUCCGGGGGCCUGCCGCAGUUCUUUCCCAAGGACAGCAAUUUGGGGGGCCUGCAGGACCUGCAGAUGCGGUUUGGCAACGAGACUUCAAUAGACACUCAGGAGCUCGCGCUGUGCCAUGGCCAGCUGCAGCCCGCCGAGAACUGCCAGAGGCCGGGGCAACCGAACCCACUGCCACUGCCGCUGCCGCCUAGGUCCAGUCCCUCGCCCGCACCGCUGCCGCCGCUCUGGCACCCUGCGAGGCCCACACACAGACCGAGACCGCCAGUGCAACAUCCACCUCAAGCGCCGUCUCCACCUCAACAACCACCAGCUCCACCUCACGAAGCACCUGCUCCACCUCCCAAAGUACCUGCUCCACCUCACAAAGUACCUGCUCCACCUCACAAAGUACCUGCUCCACCUCACAAAGUACCUGCUCCACCUCAACAAGCGCCGGUUGCAGCGCAUCAAGUGCCGGCCCCACCUCACCAAGCACCUGCUCCACCUCACAAAGUGCCGGCUUCACCGCACAAAGCACCUGCGCCGCCUCUGGCAGCUCAGGACCUGGAUGUUCACCUGAGGGUGAAGGGCCAGAAGGAGGAGCUAGAGGAGCUAGAGGACAUGGUCCGCGCCAAGAUCCUGUCCAGCCUCCAGCUCGCGCCAGAGGACCUCCGCUUCGAGAUAUCAGAGGGCCCGGGCCGCCGGCUGGCAGACGACUUCCAGGUCACGCUCCAUUUCCAGCACUUGUCUGCGGAGAAGGAGCGAGAGGUGAAGACGUUCCUGAAGCAGAACCAGGAGCUGCUGUCGCUCUUCGGCGCUCGAGAUGACUCAUUCAGUUCGACUGCCAGGCCCUCUAGCACAAUGCCGAGGGCUGUUACACCUGCUCCGGCGGCGGUGCCAGCUCAGGCGCAGCAUCCGCCGCCGCCGCCGCCUCCGCCGCCGCCGCCGCCGCCGAAAGCGCCAACGCCAACGCCGCUGGCUCGGAGGGGUCGCCACAAAUGGGUGACGACGACGACGACUGCGAUGCCCGCGUUGCACCUAAAGAAGCGCGGCAUGACCCACGACCGUCAGGCGAUCAUCAGCGUGCUCUUCGGCGUGCGCCAGGUGCCUGGCAGCAGCUUCGAGUACGAGCUGGAUCCCAACUUCGACCUCUCCGCCCGCCAGGCGCAGAUGGCGGUGGUGGACUUCUGCGAGCGCCUGCCGGAGCAGCGGGGCCUCAAGGUGGUCCGGGAGUUGUCAAACUGCUGGCCCAAGAUGCUCAAAGCCUUCCUCCAGAAGCGGUUCCAGGCAUAUCCCACCUAUGCCUUUUGGCCCUGGCUGCGGCGCUUUCUGGUGCAGGCUCCCAAGUGGGUUCACGACCACAUGGGCACAGAUGCGGACUCCGUGACCUGGCUGCAGUUGGACUACCACGUGGAGCUGGACAUUUGGAGCACCGGGCGCCAGGUUCAGCCGUACAUGGAUUUGUGGGAAGAGUCCGUGGCCAAAGUUCUGAAGGAGAUCAAGGAGAAAUUCGGCGCAGAACUCUUCCUGGGUACUCCUGUGCCAGUGUCGGACCUCUUUCAGAGAGCUGAGGCGGAGAACCGCGUGGUGAACUCCGCCCUGUCCUCCUGGGUGGUGAGCGUGGCCUGCGCAUUGGUGGCCCUGGCGGCCUUCACCCGGAGCCUUUGGCUCUCCGCCAUCGCCUGCUUCGCGAUGCUGUCCACGGCGGCCUGUAGCUUGUACUUCAUCACCAGCGUGUUCCAGUGGAGCUUCGGGCUGAUGGAGGCCGUUUCGCUGAUCAUCUUCUGUGGCUUCUCUGUGGAUUACCCACUCCAUGUGGUCCAGGCGUAUGUGCAGGAGCGCGACAAAGGCGCCGGCGUGGGCAGGGCGCUGCGGGAGGUGGGCGGCGCCGUGGCGUCAGGAUGUGCCACCACCUGCGGUGCCGCCCUGUUCCUGCUGUGCUGCCAGAUCACCAUCUUCACUCGCUUCGGGCAGGUGUUGGUGGUGAAUAUGCUGUUUGCCUUGGUCUUCGCCCUCGUUUGGAUUCCAGCAGUGCUGGAGCUGUUCAGGUGCAGUCCGGCGCCGGUCAUGGACGAAGGCUACGGGAUGGGUCUCCUGCGGCAGGGCAGCCCCAGACGAGGUGAGCGAGUCCAGUCUGAUCGACUGAUGAUGGAGGUGGACGGAGAAGCAUUCGCAGCUCUGGAGGGAUGACCGGCCGCGAAGCGCUGACAAAAAAAGCCGGCGAGCGCCUGGACUGAAG